AUGGACUACUUACGUAUAGUAGAGCAGAGGAAUGGACGGUUUCAGAGUAAACCUUUUUUUUCAAGUUCGAAUGAAAAGCCGAUACCCAAGGUGGAAGGUUCUAAACAACAAGCGGAAAAUGCAAGGGGAGAAAGUCAAAAGGGUGUUUUUAUGCGAAUGAAUCGUAUAUGUUUUAACUUCGGGUCCAGAGCGCACAUCGCACCAAGUUGUCCAAUUACAACCAGGCUGUUAAGACAAAACGCGAUUGAUGGUUAUUAA
This is a messenger RNA of Macrosiphum euphorbiae (potato aphid), 258 nucleotides long. NCBI's taxonomy places the organism in Eukaryota, Metazoa, Arthropoda, Insecta, Hemiptera, Aphididae. The record is from the annotation of a GenBank genome assembly.